Platichthys flesus (European flounder) is the source of this 1652-nucleotide messenger RNA. RefSeq names its product dynein axonemal assembly factor 10 (gene dnaaf10). Gene Ontology annotation, molecular function: ubiquitin binding. The coding region runs from base 109 to 1185 and encodes 358 amino acids. The record is from RefSeq and is a predicted model, not a curated record. The transcript is spliced from 8 exons. NCBI's taxonomy places the organism in Eukaryota, Metazoa, Chordata, Actinopteri, Pleuronectiformes, Pleuronectidae.
ACACCGGAAGUGCCUCUACAUUUGAGCUAGCCCUGACUGGGAAUCCACGCUUGGACGUGAGUCGCGUUACUUUCCAUCAGGUUCUCUGGAGACUCGAACCCAGCUCACAUGUCGUCUCCUCUGUCGAAGCCUCAGAUCGUCGCGCACAUUCAGAAGAGUCUGAACUUCACCGUGUUCGACACCAAAUGGAUCCCGAGCAGCGCCAAGUUCGUAUGCGUGGGGAACUUCCCCCGAGGAACCGGAGUCCUGCAGAUCUACGAGGUCCAGCAGGGAGAAGCUCUGCUCAUCAGGGAGGUGGAGAAACCGAAGCCCAUCAAGUGUGCGACAUUUGGAGCGUCCUCUCUUCAACAGAGACACAUCGCCACUGGAGACUUUGAUGGAAAUCUCAAUAUAUGGAACCUGGAGGUACCUGACCUGCCCGUGUACAGCGUCAAGGCUCAUAAAGAAAUAGUGAACAGCAUCCAUGGUGUCGGUGGCCUGGGGAUCGGUGACGGUGCACCGGAGAUCGUCACCGGAAGCAGAGAUGGGACAGUGAAGGUUUGGGAUCCCAGACAGAAAGAUUCACCCGUAGCCAACAUGGAGCCGUUGGAAGGAGAAACCAAGAGGGACUGCUGGACUGUUGCAUUUGGCCACGCCUUCAACGAUCACGACCGCUGUGUGUGCGCCGGCUACGACAACGGGGACAUCAAACUCUUCGACCUGCGGAACAUGUCCCUGCGCUGGGAGACCAACAUAAAAAAUGGGGUCUGCUGUGUGGAGUUCGACAGGAAGGACAUCAACAUGAACAAGCUGGUGGCCACGUCGCUGGAGGGGAAGUUCCACGUGUUCGACAUGAGGACCCAGCACCCCACCAAGGGCUUCGACUCCGUGUCCGAAAAGGCUCACAAGUCGACCAUCUGGCAGGUGAGACAUCUACCUCAGAACAGAGACGUCUUCAUGACGGCAGGGGGAGCAGGAAACCUACAUCUGUGGAAAUAUGAGUAUCCUGCUCAGAGAAGCAAGCCGGACUCUGAGGGCGUGGACAUGGGCGUGGCCGGCAGCGUCAACCUCCUGCAGAAUGUCACUCUGUCCACGCAGCCAAUCGCAAGCCUGGACUGGAGCCCGGACAAGCAGGGCCUGUGUGUGUGCUCAGGGUUCGACCAGACGGUCCGUGUGCUCAUCGUCACCAAACUCAACCAGGUGUGAGACGGUCGACCACAACAGACACUGAUGCUGUGUGCAGCCUGAACCUCACGGGGUUAAAUCCCUUUUUCUGAGGCGGAUUUGUUCCUCUGGUCGUCUUUGGAUCGAUGUUUUCAUGCUGCGGGUCUGAUUCUCAUCGUUUGACCUAACGUGCCAGAAAAGAAUUAAGAUCAACUGAACAGUGAGAUGUUUGUUUUUGGAUUUCUCUCUGUGCUUGGUUUAAACUCAGAGCCGAUGUUAUCCUCUAGUGCUGAGACACCUCCCUGUUUCCUGUGCCUCUGUUCAGACGGAUGAAUGAGUCUCACAGCUUCCAGUUCAGAGUAAUACUUUGGGGAUAAAGAUCUAACUUCUUCCACUAGUUCCAUUUUUGAGGCCUGCUCACUGAAGAGCUUGUCUCUCGUUGCACUAUGGCUGCUCACUUUGUGUAUAACUCUGUUUUCAAAUUAAAUCUGCUUUUGAAGGAAAUAAGA